AUGGCUUCGCCUGCCGCUCCAAAAACUCUCUCUCUUCCCAACCUCCAAGCGUACUUGGAGGGGCUCGGGAUGCCGACUCCUGUUCCGACCUUCCCUGCUGCGGAUCCGGUCCACAACCCCAACGAUAUUUAUCGUUCUUUCAUCGCAGCUGCGCUUGAGAACUUGAUCGAUUGCGACCGAGCUCUGGUCUAUGAAUCCUUGCAGCUUACCUCCACUCCGUCCAAGGGAGACCUCGUACUUGUUGUGCCGCGGCUGAGGCUGAAGGAUGCCAAGGCGAAUGAACUGGCAGCCGAGCUGGCUUCCGAGUUUCCGGUGCUCCCCCUGGUCAACCCACCGUUGGCUCGGGAUAGCUUUCUUCAGUUCUUCUAUUCGCCGAAGAUCCUGCCCCGAGUGAUCCUUCCUUUCAUCCACGAGCGCCGUGCAUCAUACGGCAGGAGGACGACUUCUGAGCAAAAGAAGAAGAGAGCCAUUGUCGAGUUUUCGUCGCCCAACAUUGCCAAGGAGUUCCACGCCGGGCACCUUCGAAGCACCAUCAUCGGUGCGUUCAUUGCUAAUCUUUACGAGACCAUGGGUUGGGAUGUGGUGAGGAUCAACUACCUCGGCGAUUGGGGCAAGCAAUUCGGAUUAUUGGCAGUUGGUUGGGAGAGGUACGGCUCGGAGGAGUUGUUGAAGGCCCAGCCCCUGAAGCAUCUCCUCGACGUGUACGUCAGGAUCAACGCCGAAUUCAAACCCGAGGAGGCCGCCAGCAAGCAGGCGCGGGACGAAGGCCGGGACACAGCGGAGAUCGAAUCUCGAGGCCUCUUUGCCGAGCGGAACGCUUUCUUCAAGCGCAUGGAAGAUGGCGACCCCGGAGCUCUUGCCUUGUGGAAGCGAUUCCGCGACAUCAGCAUUGAGCGAUACAUCGACAUAUAUGCUCGGCUUGGCAUUACGUUCGACGUCUAUACCGGAGAAUCGCAAGUGAAUCCUGCGACGGUGGCCGAGGCCGAGUCGAUACUGAAGGAACGAGGCGUCUGCGAACCGGACAAAGGAUCCUGGAUCAUCGACUUCUCGAAACACGGAGCGAAGCACCUGGGGACUGCGAUCCUGCGCGGACGAACGGGAACGACAACCUACCUGCUGAGGGACGUGGCGGCAAUCCUAGAUCGGGCGAAGCAGUAUUCGUUCGACGAGAUGCUCUACGUCGUCUCUUCGGAGCAGGACUCGUACUUCCAGCGCGUCUUCAAAACGGUCCAGCUGAUGGGGUAUCCGGAUCUGGCAGCCAAGCUGAAGCACGUCAACUUCGGCAAGGUCAUGGGCAUGUCCACGCGGCUGGGCAAGGUGGAGCUGCUGAGCGACAUCCUCGACAAGUGCGCGAGCGCGAUGCACGACGUCAUGCGGACAAACGCCGUCAAGUACGCCCAGGUCAGCGACCCCGACGCCGUCGCCGACACGAUUGGGAUCACGGCCGUGAUGGUCCAGGACAUGUCCGGCAAGCGCAUCAACAACUACCCCUUUGAUAUCACCCGCAUGACGUCGUUCGAAGGCGACGCCGGGCCCUACUUGCAGUAUUGCCACGCUCGGCUUGCCUCCAUCUCCAGGAAGGCCAAGCAAGCUGGUAUCGAUCCUGGCGAUGGCGGCGAUAUCGACUACUCGUACCUCGAGGAUGACCAUUCCGCCGCCCUGCUUCGACUCAUGGCGCAGUACCCCGAUGUUGUCGGCACCGCGUUCAAGAACCUGGAGCCGUCCACGAUCUUGACGUAUCUGUUCCGUCUCGCCCAUCAGCUCUCGUCAAGUUACGACGUGCUUCAAGUUGUCGGGGCCCCGGAAGGACAUGGGGCGGCUCUCGCGCGGGCGGCAUUAUACGAGAACGCACGUCAGGUCCUCGGCAACGGAAUGCGACUGCUUGGUAUCAAGCCUGUUGACAGGCAAGUUCCCCCUCAAUCUGUUUUUCCGCACUCAGUGUUCCCUUCUCGUCAAAGUGCUGACGCAAAAUCUAGGAUGUGA
Messenger RNA from Thermothielavioides terrestris NRRL 8126, 1983 nucleotides. RefSeq lists its product as uncharacterized. NCBI's taxonomy places the organism in Eukaryota, Fungi, Ascomycota, Sordariomycetes, Sordariales, Chaetomiaceae. Gene Ontology annotation, cellular component: mitochondrion; cytoplasm. Gene Ontology annotation, molecular function: ATP binding; arginine-tRNA ligase activity. The record is from RefSeq and is a predicted model, not a curated record. Bases 1 to 1983 code for a protein of 660 amino acids. Gene Ontology annotation, biological process: mitochondrial translation; arginyl-tRNA aminoacylation. The transcript has 2 exons.